Messenger RNA from Aspergillus sclerotioniger CBS 115572, 1772 nucleotides. RefSeq names its product general substrate transporter. Gene Ontology annotation, cellular component: membrane. The record is from RefSeq and is a predicted model, not a curated record. The transcript has 4 exons. Lineage: Eukaryota; Fungi; Ascomycota; Eurotiomycetes; Eurotiales; Aspergillaceae. Bases 126 to 1586 code for a protein of 486 amino acids. Gene Ontology annotation, molecular function: carbohydrate:proton symporter activity. Gene Ontology annotation, biological process: carbohydrate transport; transmembrane transport.
GGACUUGAUGCUCCCAAGGUCUCCCGUCUCCACAAGCCAAGCAUUGAUAAGUGCCGACAUGGCGCACACACCACAUCUUAGCAGUAUGCCAGGUCGAUACUGCAGAAAAUUGAUUGCCAAGCAACAUGGGAUUCCCUGCUUGCCAUAUCAUCUGCGCCGCCAUCGGCUUUGGCCUCUUGGGAGCGGCCAAGGGACUGGACGAGGGCCUCAUCGCUAUUACAGUGAACCUGCCCUCGUUCGUCCAUGAGUAUGACCUUCAUGCCAGCGACCUGAGUGCUGCUGCAAAGGCGAACCGAUUAUCGAACAUCACCUCGAUGGUUCACCUAGGGAGUCUGCCUGCCGCCGUGCUCGCCUUUCUGUUCAGUGACUGGAUCGGUCCACUCUGGACAAUGCGGCAAUUGUGUUUGCUCUGGAUUAUCGGUGUGGUCAUUGUCAUCACUUCAGCAGGAGAAUCCGGCCAGCUCAUUGCUGGUCGCUUCAUCAUGGGUUUAGGCAUCGGCCAGGCGGGUAUUAUCGGUCCCAUCUACCUCGCGGAAGUGGCACCCACGGCCUGGCGAGGGCUGCUGGUCGGCAUUUAUGCCUCCUCCGAAUACAUCGGGAUUGUAAUCGGGUACUUCGCUGGAUACGGUGCCUCCCUCCACCUGCCAAACGACAGCGACCAGCAAUGGAUCGUUCCCCAAUCCUGCCAGAUCAUGCUAUCCGGCGUGCUGCUACUCUUCUCUCUCGGCUGUGUCGAAAGCCCCCGAUACCUGUGCAAAACACAUCGCACCGACCAGGCCGCCCGGGCUCUGGGGCGCUUGCGCCGACUCCCCUCGGACAGUCCCAGCAUCAUGGACGAACUCCAAGUGAUUCAAAAACAGGUCGCUGCCGAUGAGGCCAAAGAUAAAUGGCCAUUACUGGAACCAUGGAAGCUUCUUUUCGGUCAAGCCGCCAAUCGCUCCCGACUGUUAUUCUUAAUUUCCGCGCAACUACUCAGUCAAUGGUCAGGAACGAAUGCCAUUACCACAUACGCGCCAAAAUUCUUUUCUCUCCUCGGAGUAACCGGCACAUCCGAAAAGCUGCUGAAAACCGCCAUCUUCGGAGCCGUGAAACUCGCCGCGGCACUAAUAUGUGCCUUUUUCUUCAUUGAUCAGAUCGGACGCAAGCGGUCGCUCAUGGCUGGGAUCACAUUGCAGCUGCUUGCUCUGCUCUACGUUGCUAUUUACCUUACCGUCACGUCCUCGCUGGGUUCAGACGCACACUCGGAGGAUGUCCACCGCGCGGCCAUUGCCGCGAUCGCCUCAAUUUACGUGACGGGCAUCGGCUAUGCAUUUGGUUGGAACUCGGUGCAGUAUCUGAUCAACGCGGAGAUGCUUCCCUCGUCUGUGCGGACACUCGGCACGAGUAUUUUGAUGUGCAUUCACUACGCUAAUCGAUUUGCCCUGACCAAGGCCGUUCCGACCAUGAUGUUAGCCGAUGCACUCCAACCGAAGGGCACAUUCUGGUUUUUCUUCGUGGUCGCGUUCUUGGGAUUCUUGUGGGGAAUGUUUCUGCUGCCGGAGACAUCGCGCAAGAAUUUGGAGGAAACAAGUGAGAUGAUCAGAUAAAGAGCUAUACACUCCUUGUCUAAAAUCCCACUCAUAUUUCUUCAUCGCGGUACUCAACUACCACCAACUUAUUCUCUCACCACCUCACAGGGCACUGUGACUUUGGCGUGUCGAAUUUUAAAAGUUGUACAUUGAUUAAAAUCCAUUCAGAGAUUUUGUAUAUAUUUCGUUAACUCAAAGAAAGAC